CAAAACCACCAAAGAAGAAGCGAUAAGCACCCCCACCAACUGACUCCUCACAGAGGACUGCUGUUUUGGGCGUUUUUUUUUGUUGCACUCUACAGACCGGGAGAGAUCACUGCUGAAAUAUGAAGUACUAUUCUCACUGCCCCGUCUCCCGCUACAACAGUAGGCUCACUACCGUCAAGCCGGCCCGCACUGUGCACUUCCCCAAUGACAUUGUUUUCCAGGAUCACAUUAGGCAAGGAGACCUGGAGCAAGUUGGGAGAUUUAUUAGGGCCCGCAAAGUGAAACUGGACACCAUCUACCUCUCAGGCAUGGCAGCUCUGCACGAAGCAGUCCUCUCUGGGAAUCUGGAAUGCGUGAAGCUGCUGGUGAAAUACGGAGCAGACAUUCACCAGAAGGAUGAGAACGGCUGGACCCCGCUGCACAUGGCCUGCAGCGAUGGCUACCCGCACAUUGCCAGGUAUCUCAUGUCACUGGGUGCCAAAGUGGACGUGACAAAUGAAGAAGGAGAAAGGCCUGCCGACCUCAUCGACCCGGACUGCAAGGACUUGGUCUCACUGUUCCAAGGCAUCGGCGUGGCUUGACACGUCGGCCCCGAUGGACACGUCCUCACCCU
This is a messenger RNA of Erpetoichthys calabaricus (reedfish), 613 nucleotides long. It is a transcript of the gene ppp1r27b, whose product is annotated as protein phosphatase 1, regulatory subunit 27b. The coding region runs from base 120 to 581 and encodes 153 amino acids. NCBI's taxonomy places the organism in Eukaryota, Metazoa, Chordata, Cladistia, Polypteriformes, Polypteridae. The record is from RefSeq and is a predicted model, not a curated record. The transcript has 3 exons. Gene Ontology annotation, molecular function: phosphatase binding.